Beta vulgaris subsp. vulgaris (sugar beet) is the source of this 4704-nucleotide messenger RNA. RefSeq names its product L-type lectin-domain containing receptor kinase SIT2. Gene Ontology annotation, molecular function: carbohydrate binding; protein kinase activity; ATP binding. Lineage: Eukaryota; Viridiplantae; Streptophyta; Magnoliopsida; Caryophyllales; Amaranthaceae. The coding region runs from base 2495 to 4501 and encodes 668 amino acids. The transcript is spliced from 3 exons. The record is from RefSeq and is a predicted model, not a curated record. Gene Ontology annotation, biological process: protein phosphorylation. Gene Ontology annotation, cellular component: plasma membrane.
UUUUUUUUUUUGAAUAGUAAAAUUAAUUCAUUAAUAAAAGUCAUACGACAUCUACAUAAGCAAUCGAAUCAAACAAAUACAUAAGUUGAAUCAAACAAAAAUUUCCUUCAUAAAAACUACGAUCGUCAAACGAAUCUUGCAAUGUGGAACAUCUCCCGCUUAUAUCGCUGGAAAAUACAGCCUUGUUGGAGAGACAAUCUAACGAUCCCUUGUAGUCGUGAGGAUGAUUUCCGUCGGAUUCAUCUAACCAUAUUCGAAAAAUUGAUAACCUUUGUGAUCCCGCAUAAUUCUUCACCAACAAAAUAAUUUCACGGCAAUCCAUUAGAUCUAGUAUCCCGGAUUGUAACCUAUAGAAAUUCCCCCUCUAAAAGAGGAGAAAAACCCUGUCUUUCGAAGGAGGUCGAAAAACCUUGUCUUUCGAAGGAGAUCGAAAAACCUUUUCUUAAGAAGGAGACCGAAAACCCUGUCUUUCGAGGGAGAAAUCGUUAUUGGAAACCUAAAAACAAAUAAAAAAAACAAAGGUGGGGCUUUCCAACGGUAAAAACCGAUGGAAGCCCCUUUAAAAAUCAACAAUGGAGGCUAGGGUUUUUGAAAGUAGAGAGGAGAGAGGGGAGAGAGAAAAAAAAGGGUGGAGUCUUCCGUCACAAGAGUAUGUAGUUUAGUUAUUACGUUUCUAAGUACGUAAAUUUUGGCUGUUAAAGUUCAAAUUAAAGCUCGAAUUACAUCAACAAAAUCCGAGAAAUUCCAGAUGAGACAACAAUGCGUAAAUUUAGCGCCAUUGAUCUCAUUGGAACUGUAUUGCUGUACUACGAUGAUGUCAAACACUUUCAAUAUGAUCUCAUUCUUGCGAUUUUUCGUCGCUUCAUCAGUUCAAAAAAUUUCGAGAAAAAAAUCGUUGUAGCGGAACUUUUUCUUCUCCGAUGUGAAAUUUAAGAGACUAAUACACUCAUUAGCUUGGCUAUAAUGACCUCUGGAUUCUGGAAGGAAAAAACAUAGAGACACAGACACUCUUCUAAAGAUAUGUAAUGAGUGGACAGGAGUAAAGAACUACUAGUCAGCAAAGUGGUGCUACAUUAGCUCAUUGCUCAAAGACCAUAAUGUGGUAGUCUUCGUCUGUUGCGUCGCUCACUUGCAUCUAUCAAUUCGGUAACUAUAUUCUCCCCUGCACAUGCUAAUGUAGACAUAUAUCAAGUGUCAAUUUAAUAAUUUUAACAUCUUAAAUUUAAAUUCCAAUUAAUAUACAGCUAUUUCAGCAAUAAAAAUUCAAAUGUGCCAAAAAGAAGGCAUUGUCUAACUCAUUUGGUAGCAUGGCUGAGUGGGAUGUGAGCAUGAUACUUUCAGGUUGCGAGUUCGGGACCAGGGGAUGGACUUAAAUAUCUUGUGAAACAUAUAGGACCAUGAUUACUUCGCUCUAAAAAGAGUCUUAACUGGAGUAUCAGAUACGAAUUAUUUUAUAUUAUUAUCUGUACAAAGAGAAAAAAAAUCCUAUAGGUAUGGUUUUCUAUGCUAUUAUAAAUUUGUACUCGUCAUUGAACUGUAAAAAUAUAUUUGAAUAUCUUCUUUUUUUUUCUAUGUUGGAGCCUGGUGUGGCAAAGUGACCAACCAAACUCAAAUAGUAAGGUGACAUGAACUGAGAAUGAGUAGGUGACCCUAAGGCCAGGUAAAUAAUCUUUAGGACAAGUAAAGUAUAUAGCUACAUUUGCGCAAUUAAUUGAUGAGAAAGUAUUGUAAAAGUAUAAAUUUAGUGAAAUCUAUCACCAAACGCAAACCAACUAUGAAAGGGUUACUAACUCAAAGGAUUGCUAGAUCUUUGUCUCACAUGAUUAGCCCAUCUUGACAUAAGUUUUAAAUACCAGUAAAUGUUUUCCAUACUUCUACAAUUUGAUAUUAAUAAUCCCUAUACGUGAUGUACAGAAAGUUUUACUGAUGUGCUCUUAUCUCUCGUAGAAGUGCUAAAAUACAAUUUUGACGUGAGAAAUAAAUUCCGUUGGAUGUGUGAAUAGGCAAAUAGGUAUUUAUUAUAAAUCUGUCAUUUCAAUUGUACGUAUGGUCAUGGAUUCAUUAUAAUUGGUGAUCAGUCAUAGUCCUUUGAUAAUUCUAUUAAACUUAAUUGACCUGCUGUCCUUCCACAAAGGUAACUAUGCUAACUUCCUUUUCUUGGUUUCCCUCUUUAACACCAACCAUAUUACUUCCUUUCGUACUGUUUUAAAUAAAACGUAGGGCCUUGGCAUGACUGCAUGAGGAUUUUGGAGAGGAGAGAGAUAGAGAGAAAGAAAAAGAGGGACCCUUGUGAUGAGGAGAGAGAUAUAGAGAAGUGAAUACCAAAUAAAGUAAUAUUUUAUUUAUUCUGAAAUGGCCUAAAAUGGUAAGUGUUUCAUUUAUUUUAGAACGGAGGAAGUAUGAUUUUUUAAUCAAAGGCUAAGACCACAAUUAAACACCUUUCUCUUCAUCUUAUUGUCUUCCACAUCAGAGAAUUCUGUGUCACCCUUCUUUUAUGGCUUUCAGAAUCAUACUCUAUUUUAUAGUAAUUUAUCUCUUGACCUUAGCACCCACAAAUUAUGCUCAAGAUUCAAAGCAGUUCAUAUAUCAUGGCUUCCAUGAUGCAAAGCUUCAUCUUGAUGGGGCUGCAACAGUCCACUCUAAUGGACUGUUGCAGCUGACCAACUAUACAAAACAGCUAACUGCUCAUGCUUUUCGUCCACUCCCUUUAAACUUCUCUUCAUCAUCAUCGUCUCUUUCAUUUUCAACCUCCUAUGUUUUUGCCAUAUAUCCUGACAUUCCUGCCAUAACUGGUCAUGGAAUUGUGUUUGUUCUUUCUCCUUCAAUGGACUUUCACCAUGGUGUUCCAGGCAAGUUUUUUGGUCUUUUUAAUUCUUCAUCAGAUUUUAAGCCUUCAGACCACAUUUUUGCUGUGGAAUUAGAUACUAUCCAGGAUUAUGAAUUCUUGGAUAUUGACAGCAAUCAUGCUGGAAUUAAUAUCAAUAGCCUGAUUUCAAAUGUAUCAGCUUCAGCAGCUUAUUUUUCUGACACUGAAAAAGUUACCAAGAACCUUAGCCUUGUAAGUGCGAAACCUAUGCAAAUAUGGAUUGAUUAUAAUCAUAACAACUUGUCAGUUAACGUAACUAUGUCUCCUCUUGGACUCCCUAAACCAAGUAGGCCUUUGUUAUUUUUACAUGUCAAUCUUUCUGAAGUUGUCUCAGACACCAUGUAUGUUGGUUUCGCUUCAUCGACUGGUUCAGUGGCUAGCAGUCACUAUCUACUUGGGUGGAGCUUCUCACAAGGUGGGAAGGAAGCUCAAAGAUUUGAUUUAUCAAAGCUUCCUCGGCUUCCUCGUUAUGGAAGUCAAAGCAGAAAAUUGAAUGUCGGUUCUAUAAUCUUGCUGGUUGUUAUAUCAGUGAUUCUGGUAACAAUUGGUCUUGUUUAUUAUGUCAUAAGAAGGAAGAAGUAUGAGGAAGUUAUGGAAGAUUGGGAGCAAGAAUACCUCUUGCAGAGAUAUUCUUAUGAGGUUCUUUACAGAGCUACAAAGGGGUUCAAAGACAAGGAGCUUUUAGGAGCUGGAGGUUUCGGGAAGGUUUAUAAAGGAAUGUUACGUUCCCCAAAACUUGAAGUUGCUGUUAAGAAAGUUUCACACGGUUCAGGCCAAGGAAUGAGAGAAUUUUUAGCAGAAGUAGCUUGUAUGGGGAGGUUAAGACACCGGAAUUUGGUACAACUGCUGGGGUAUUGCCGAAGGAAAGGAGAGUUGCUAUUAGUUUAUGAUUACAUGCCUAACGGUAGUCUUGACAAAUAUCUUUACGAAGAUGAAAAACCAAAACUUUCAUGGAACGCUAGAUUCAGAAUAAUUCGUGGUGUGGCUUGUGCACUUGUAUACCUCCAUGAAGAGUGGGAGCAAGUAGUUGUGCAUCGAGAUGUCAAGGCUAGUAAUGUUCUACUCGACACUGACAUGAAUGCAAGACUUGGUGAUUUUGGACUAGCAAGAUUAUAUGAUCAUGGUACCAAUCCUCAGACUACCCAUGUGGUUGGAACAGUUGGAUAUCUUGCCCCAGAGCUUACUAGAAAGGGAAAGGCAACUACAAGCACCGAUGUAUUUUCCUUUGGAGUGUUCGUCCUAGAAGUUGCGUGUGGGAGGAGUCCAAUAAGUCUUCAAGGUUCAAAUGGAAAAAUGUAUUUAGUUGAUUGGGUGUAUGAAUGCUGGAAUAAGGGGGUGAUUAGUGAGGCAAGUGAUCAUAAAUUAGGAGGGAAUUAUGUUGCAGAUGAAAUGGAGCUAGUUUUAAAGCUAGGCAUGUUUUGUUGCCAUCCAAGACCUGAAGGAAGACCUAACAUGAGGCAAGUGAUGCAGUUUUUGAAUGGAGAUAAUGCUUUGCCUGAGAUGCUUCCUUUUGAUGCUAAAUUUACUCAUCCAACACUCAACCAUCAAACUUUGGCGUCAUAUACCACAUCCUCUGAAGGAAACUCUGCCUGUGCUUCAUACAGUAGUGAUUCUAUAUUAAAAAUUGGUCGGUAGAUUAGUGUAUGUAAUGUAAUGCUGAGAAAUAAUUCAUUAUCUCAUUAUUUUCUUUCCUGUCCUUCUUCAUGGUUUUGUGGUGUAGAUUUUGAACUUCUGAUGACUCUCAGGACGUUUUAGGGAAAUUUUCUCAGUUUACUUAUGUUUAUAAUGUUUCAAGUUGUCCUGAUGUUCAUUUGGUAUUUGAGAGCAUUUCUUAUCAA